CACUAGCUAGUGCCCUCUCUUUGUUUCUUCAGCCCAUGUCAGUCUCAGCUGCUCCAGCACAACCAUUGGGGGAUCGAUUGUGUGAAAAUGGAUUUGAAUGUGUUAAAAUUCUCCCUGCCACCAAUGAUGCUCAUGGAGGAGUCAUUGUAGACUUAAAGGAGGCUAUGGACUCUGAUGUUUUUGCUACUUUGCUUAGAUCUUCUCUCCUACAUUGGAAGCAAUUGGGAAAAGAUGGGGUCUGGAUCAAGUUACCUAUCGAGCUGGUUCAUCUAGUUGAAGCUGCAGUUAAGGAGGGUUUUUGGUAUCACCAUGCUGAGCCAAGCUAUCUAAUGCUAGUUUAUUGGAUUCCGAAAACUGGCUGCACAAUACCUCCAAAUGCUUCCCAUCGUGUUGCAGUUGGUGCUAUUGUCUUAAAUGACAAGAAAGAGGUUCUUGUAGUUCAGGAAAAAAGAGGUGGAUUCCAUGGGAUUGGUGUCUGGAAGAUACCUACUGGAGUAGUUGAUGUGGGUGAGGAGAUUUUUGAAGCUGCAAUUAGAGAAGUAAAAGAAGAGACAGGAAUUGACACAGAAUUUGUGGAAAUACUAGCAUUCAGACACAUACACAAUUCAUUCUUUGGAAAAUCAGACCUAUCUUUUGUUUGCAUGCUGCGUCCUCUCUCUUUUGACAUCAAAAUGCAAGAACUGGAAAUUGAGGCAGCUCAGUGGAUGCCAUUCGAUGAAUUUGCUGUUCAACCUUUUAAUCAGAUGCACGAGCCCUUCAAGUACAUAAUUGAACUAUAUUUGGCAAAGGUGGAAAAGGUCUACAAUGGAUUCUCUCCGCGACCUGUCUCAUCAUAUUUUGUGGAGGAAUUGAAUUAUCUAUAUUUGAAUAGUCAUGACCUGGACAAAUCUUCCAAGCCAGCCUUGGCCAUCCAUAGGAGUUGAUUUUGAUAUUAGGGGAGAAAAACUCCAUGUGGUACUCUAAAGUUAUUUGUGUUUUAGUCCUUUGGGAAUUUCAGUCAUAAAUUAGUCUCUAAAAAUUUUCUGUCACCAUUUAAGUCCUUCAUAAGAACAAUGACAUUUUAAAUUUGAAACUAAUUUGGUGGCAAUUUUUGAAGAAUAAUAGUGACAUUUUAGAUCGUUGAGAAAUCAGUAGUGACCAAAAUUUUUAGAGGAUUAAUGUGAUGGCACAUGUAAUUUUAGAAGAUCAAAUUAAGGAUUUUCUCUUGAACGUUUGUAGUUUCUCCACAUAUCAUAAUUCCUGUAUGUUAGAUUUUGAGCAAAACUUAUAUAUUU
Molecule: messenger RNA, 1274 nt
Organism: Abrus precatorius (Indian licorice)
Lineage: Eukaryota; Viridiplantae; Streptophyta; Magnoliopsida; Fabales; Fabaceae
Product: nudix hydrolase 10-like
Exons: 9
Coding region: 36-923 (295 amino acids)
Molecular function (GO): NADH pyrophosphatase activity; NAD binding; ADP-ribose diphosphatase activity
Source: RefSeq, a predicted model, not a curated record